Messenger RNA from Dichotomopilus funicola, 1104 nucleotides. RefSeq lists its product as uncharacterized. The record is from RefSeq and is a predicted model, not a curated record. NCBI's taxonomy places the organism in Eukaryota, Fungi, Ascomycota, Sordariomycetes, Sordariales, Chaetomiaceae. Gene Ontology annotation, molecular function: 6-phosphogluconolactonase activity; protein binding. The transcript is spliced from 3 exons. Bases 1 to 1104 code for a protein of 367 amino acids.
AUGCCCCUCCAUCAUUUAAUGAUAGGCACCUGGACCCCGCCAGGGGCCAUCUUCACGGUGCAGUUCGACGAUGAGAACCUCACGCUCGAGCUCGUAAAGCGCACCGAAAUUCCCCACGACGAGCCGAUAUCAUGGAUGACCUUCGACCACGCGAGGAAGAACCUCUACGGUGCGGCCAUGAAGAAGUGGUCCAGCUUUGCCGUCAAGAGCCCGACUGAGAUUGUCCACGAAGCAUCUCACCCCAUUGGUGGUGAUCCUCUCGCUAACAACGCCGACACCAACACCCGAGCUAUCUUCCUCCUCGCCGCGCAGAAGCCCCCGUACGCGGUCUACGCCAACCCCUUCUACAAACACGCCGGCUUCGGCAACAUCUUCUCUGUCUCCACCACCGGCAAACUCGAAACCAACAUCCAAAACUACCCCUACCAGCCCAACACCGGCAUCCACGGCAUGGUUUUCGACCCGUCCGAGACAUACCUCUACUCGGCCGACCUAACCGCCAACAAGCUCUGGACGCACCGAAAGCACCCCACAACUGGCGAGGUCGAGCUCGUCGGCAGCGUCGACGCCCCCGGCGAUGGCGACCACCCGCGCUGGGUCGCGAUGCACCCCACGGGACAGUACCUGUACGCGCUGAUGGAAGCUGGCAAUCGCAUCUGCGAGUAUGUCAUCGACCCCGCCACCCACUUGCCGGUCUAUACCCACCACAGCUUCCCGCUUAUCCCACCGGGGAUCCCCACGCGAGACAAGGCCACGGGUAAGGGCCUGUACCGCGCGGAUGUAGUUACGCUCACGGCAAGCGGGCGGUACAUGUUUGCCUCGUCGCGCGCCAAUAAAUUUGAGCUGCAGGGCUAUGUAGCGGCGUUUAAGUUGCGGGAUUGUGGGAGUAUCGAGCGGCAGAUUCUGCUGCAGCCGACACCGACUAGCGGGGGUCAUAGUAAUGCUGUGUCGCCGUGUCCUUGGAGUGAGGAAUGGUUGGCGAUUACGGACGACCAGGAGGGGUGGCUGGAGAUGUAUCGGUGGCAGGACGAGUUUUUGCACCGUGUUGCGCGGGUGAGGAUUCCGGAGCCGGGGUUUGGUAUGAAUGCUAUUUGGUAUGACUGA